CAGUUGAUAGUUGGCUACCGAAGUGAGACGUCGAAGAAAGUGUCGUUAGAUCGGGGUCACCGUAUUAAAUUAUUCCGCAUUGUUAGGCCGCAUCUGGCCAAAUAUCAACAGACCCUUGCUCUUAAUUGGUCGUCAACAAGUAGACAAAGCCAGGCCGCGGUCCACACUCUUCGAUCUCCGCCAGCCAGCCUGCCUGCCUCUCUGCCACUUAUCAACGCCUCAGGAACCAACUUGCUUGAUAAGCAGCUGCCCUUAGUUCGAACAGAACAUUUACCAUCCGACUCUGCUGCGGAAUGGUUAUGAUGCCCCUCCGGAUACUGCUGAUCGCCUUUUCGCUGACGCUAGCCCAGAGCUAUGGCGUCGGUGUCAAUGGACCGCGUCCCGUGCGCACUGUAGAAACGCUGACGCAGUGGGGCCAGCUGGAGUUCGGAUUUCCCACGGCGCAGGAUCGGGAGAACGCUCAGGCGGCGGGUAAUCUGGUGCCCGAGAACGGCACUCCCAUCGAUGUGCAGCCACAGUACAUGGCCAAUGGCCAGAUCAGGCUGUUCACCACUAUUCCGCGCUUCGUGACGGGCAUUCCCUACACCUUGGCCACCGUUUCAGCGACGCAGGGCAGGAAUGGCCCGCUGCUGCAGCCGUAUCCCAACUACUCCUGGCACAAUGCCAACGGCGAGGACUGCGAUCGCAUAACAUCCGCAUUCAGAGUGGCUAUCACCGAGUGCAACCAGAUGUGGGUGAUCGAUUCGGGUGUGAUUGGAACCACCCAGCUGUGUCCGCCGCAGUUGCUGCAGUUCGCCCUGGCCACCGAUCGCUUGCUGCAUCGCUUCCGCUUCCCGAACGACACAUACAUCCCGAGUGGAUCGCUCUUCAUCACGCCAAAUGUACUCGUCCAGGAUCCUCCGCCUAGGGGAACCUGCAGUCGCACCAUGAUCUAUGUGGCCGAUGUGAGCUAUCAUGGCUUGGUGGUCUACGACCACCAGGCGCAGACAUCAUGGCGGGCUGAGAACCGCUUUAUGUAUCCCGAUCCGGACUACGGCAAGCACACCAUAGCAGGCGAGAGCUUCUACCUGAUGGACGGCAUGUUUGCACUGAACAACGACAAGCGCAAUCUUUACUUCCAUCCGCUGGCCAGUGCAAGUGAGUAUUCCGUGCCACUGAGUGCUUUGAACCGGCAGCAGAACUGGGCCAACGGGCCGGAGGCUCUGCCGGAGGAGUUCAGGCUGCUAGGCAGGCGGCGGAGCGAGUGCGCCGCGUCCGCCAUCGAUGGCAGGAACAACGUCUACUGCGUCACCUUCAAUCCCGUCAAGCUCUUUGUGUGGAACGUGAACUCGCCGUACAAUUCGCGAAACUUUGGCAAUCUGCCAGCCAAGUCCGAUGACCUGCAGUUCGUCAGCGGCAUGAAGGUGUUGCGGAACCGCGAAGGGCAGGAGGAACUCUGGAUGCUCUCCAAUCGCUACCAGAAAAUCGCCGCAGGUACGCUGAACUCGAAGGAGGUCAACUUCCGCAUCCUGCGCCGCAAGUUGGAUGAUGUCCAGGGCGGCGUCUUCUUCUCCAACGACGAGGAUCUAACCAAUCGCCUGGUGUUUAGCUAGUGACUUAGCAAAUCCACUUAAUUAAUAUAUGUAAAUAUUAGUUUUGUUGUGCACUUCACUGGGGGAUCGUUGCGAAUUCCGCCUAAGUGCUAAUAACAGCCUAUCUGAAAUUGUAAAGAUUCCGCAAAGCCUAAGAAAUAUAUAUGACGUGUAAAUAUU
Messenger RNA from Drosophila melanogaster (fruit fly), 1751 nucleotides. RefSeq names its product yellow-d (gene yellow-d). Lineage: Eukaryota; Metazoa; Arthropoda; Insecta; Diptera; Drosophilidae. Gene Ontology annotation, cellular component: extracellular region. The coding region runs from base 294 to 1592 and encodes 432 amino acids. The transcript has 3 exons. The record is from RefSeq and is marked reviewed.